GCCGAGGCAGAUAUCACACCUGUGUUGAACUCCCUGUCUCGUUUGCGAGUUCGCGGGGAUUGUUUCUUUUUUUCUGGUGUAAAAGGCGACUGGAAGAGAAAGGGAGGUGAGUUCGCUCCCGCGACCUCCGCAGCCGCCCCUGAGGGAAGCGGUGGGCGUCCUCGGGGUCCCCUUCCGGAGCGGCUUGCGGGGCUCGAUCUGCCAUGGCGACGCGGCGUGUGGGACGAGGCUGCGGGGAUGAAAGCCCCGCGGAGCCGAGGCCGUCGGCGAGGCUGCGGGGGCCCGCGGCCAAGGCGGAGGCGGCAUCCCCGCCGGUCCUGUCCCUCAACCACUUCUGCACGAAGCCGUUCCUCUGCUUCGGGGAUGUGCGCCUGGGCGCCUCGCGGACGCUGUCGCUGGCCCUGGACAACCCCAACGCCGAGGAGGCCGCCGUGACGCUGCCGCGCUUCCCGGCCGCCGCCCGUGGCUUCAGCGUCUGGCCGCGCGCCUUCGUGCUGCAGUCUAAAGAAAAAAUUGUUAUUUCCGUUAAUUGGACACCAUUAAAACAAGGCCGAGUGAGAGAGAUUGUGACAUUUCUUGUAAAUGAUGUUCUGAAACACGAAGUCAUAUUACUAGGAAAUGCAGAAGAGCCAAAAAAGAAAAAGAGGAGUCUUUGGGAUACCAUUAAUAAGAAGAAAAUUUCGGCCUCUUCAGGUCAUGAGAAGAAGAUUUCAAGUAUUCAAAAUGUUAAUAAAACAUUUAGUGUUUCCCAAAAAGCUGACAGAGUUAGGAGCCCACUUCAAGCUUGUGAAAAUUUGGCUGGGAAUGAAAGCUGUUCCCCAACAGAAAAUAAUUCUUUAAUCCUUGAAGAAAAUAAAAUACCCAUAUCACCUAUCAGUCCCGUUUUCAAAGAAUGCCAUGGUGAAACUUGCUUGCCACUUUCUGUACGUCGAUCUACUACCUACACAUCUCUUCAUGCACCUGAAAACAGGGAACUGUUGCAAUUAGAAGGUGCCAACAUUUCCAAAGAUUUUAAUUUUAAUGAGAAAGUCAUAACCGACAUUUCCUUUAACUCCAUGAAUAAUAUUAAUGGCCAAAUUGAAGAGGAUAAUAAACUUAGUCUUACCCCAAACUAUUCUUCAACUUUGAACAUUACACAAAGCCAAGGAAAUUUUCUAAGUCCAGAUUCCUUUGUAAAUAAUAGCCAUAAAGCUAAUAACGAACUAGAAUUAGUGACAUUUAUUUCACCAGAUACAUUUAUGAAAGAUAAUUCAAGGCCUGUGCAUUUGGAAUCAAAACCUGUACAUGAAAUUUAUCGGACAAUUUUAAGUCCAGAUUCUUUCAUAAAUGAUAAUUAUGGGCUAAAGAAGGAUCUAGAAUCGGAGUUAAUUAAUCCAAUUCUAUCCCCUCAUCAAUUUGUAAAAGAAAAUAUGGCAUAUAUAUGUAUAUCUCAACAAACCUGUAAAUUAUCACCAUUAUCAAAUGAAAAUGCUCAGGCCUCACAGUCUCCUCAAAGGCAGAGAAAAAAUGAAGUUUCACCAUGUGUUCCUGAAUGUCAGGGUUCAAAAUCUCCCAAAGCUAUUUUUGAAGAACCCAAAGCUUUAGAAAUGAAGGCAAAUCGUUACAGUUUUACAAACCAAAAUCCGCCUAAAUUUUCUGCAGUUCAGGAUCUUAACAAUGGUUGUAGCCACAAUACCCAACAUCAAAGACGCCCGAUACUUUCUGCCACUGUUACUAAAUUGAAGCCCGCUUGUACCAGAGAAAACCAAACUGAGACUAACAGACCAAAGGCAAAAAGAUGUCUCCACAGUGUAGUGGGUGAAUGUGAAAAAGUAACUGAUACUCAAGAAGGCAAAGAUGUGCUUCAUUCGUAUCUCCCAGUUAUAGAUCCCGUAGGAAGUAAAUCUGAGGGUGGUAAAAAGGUAAUUAAUCCUUCCUCAAAGACAGCUUUCGUUGCUCGUAAAAGAAAGAGUGAAGGAAACAGGGAGGAUGGAAAUGUGAUGCUUACAGUUACAGAACAUGCAGAAGUGCAAGAAAUCAAAACAAUCCAUUUUUCUCCUGUGGAGUUUAAAACAUCCACUGUUAAAAAAACCAAAACAGUGAUGACACCUGCCUCGAAAUUUAUUAGCAACAGAGAGAAAUUAAACCUGAAGAAGAAAACUGAGUCAUCAGUGUACAAAACUCCUAAUUCUAAAACAAACAAAAGGCGAAAACGCAUUGUCCCAGUGGCACAGUCUAACUUGACCUUCAUAAAACCAUUAAAAACAGACAUUCCUCGACAUCCAAUGCCAUUUGCUGCCAAAAACAUGUUUUAUGAUGAACGCUGGAAGGAAAAGCAACAACAGGGCUUCACUUGGUGGCUAAACUUUAUAUUAACUCCUGAUGACUUCACUGUAAAAACAAAUGUUUCUGAAGUAAAUGCUGCUACUCUUCUUUUGGGAGUGGAGAGUCAACAUAAAUUAAGUGUUCCCAGAGCUCCGACAAAAGAGGAAAUGUCUCUCAGAGCUUAUACUGCUCGGUGCAGGCUGAAUAGAUUACGUCGUGCAGCGUGUCGUUUAUUUACUUCUGAAAAAAUGGUGAAAGCUAUUAAAAAGCUUGAAAUUGAAAUUGAAGCUAGGCGGUUAAUUGUUCGAAAAGAUAGACACCUCUGGAAAGAUGUGGGAGAACGGCAGAAAAUUCUAAAUUGGCUGCUGUCAUAUAAUCCUUUGUGGCUACGAAUCGGCUUAGAAACAGUUUUUGGAGAACUCAUAGCUUUGGAAGACAACAGUGAUGUCACGGGGUUGGCCCUGUUUAUUCUGAAGCGCUUACUUUGGAAUCCUGAUAUAGCAGCUGAGUACAGACAUCCCUCUGUCCCUCAUCUGUAUAGAGAUGGUCAUGAAGAAGCUUUGUCUAAGUUCACUUUGAAAAAGUUAUUGUUGUUGGUUUGUUUCCUCGAUUAUGCGAAAAUCUCCAGACUUAUCGAUCAUGAUCCUUGUCUCUUCUGUAAAGAUGCCGAAUUCAAGGCUAGUAAAGAAAUUCUUCUGGCUUUUUCACGAGACUUCCUAAGUGGUGAAGGUGACCUUUCCCGUCACCUUAGCUUAUUGGGAUUACCUGUUAACCAUGUUCAGACACCAUUUGAUGAAUUCAAUUUUUCUGUUACAAAUCUUGCUGUAGACUUGCAAUGCGGGGUGCGUCUUGUGCGAGCCAUGGAACUCCUCACACAGAACUGGGAUCUCUCAAAGAGACUCAGAAUUCCCGCCAUAAGCCGUCUGCAGAAGGUACACAAUGUCGACCUUGUCCUUCAGGUUCUGAAGUCACGAGGAAUUCAGUUAAAUGAUGAGCAUGGAAGUCCCAUCCUGUCGAAGGACAUUGUGGAUAGGCACAGAGAAAAAACUCUCGCAUUGCUUUGGAAAAUAGCAUUCGCUUUCCAGGUGGAUAUUUCUCUUAAUUUAGAUCAGUUAAAGGAGGAAAUUGACUUUUUAAAACUCACAUGGAGUAUGAAGAAAACAAUGUCUGCACUCUCAUGCCCCUCUGAUACUGUUCUCAAUAAGAUAAAAGACAGACGGUUGAGUAAUCCCUUUGAACAAUAUAGCGAAAGCAUAAAGCUAUUGAUGGAUUGGGUAAAUGCCGUUUGUGCCUUCUAUAAUAAAAAAGUGGAGAAUUUCACAGUGUCUUUCUCAGAUGGCCGUGUGUUGUGUUACCUGAUUCACCACUAUCAUCCAUGCUACGUGCCUUUUGACUCCAUAUGUCAGCGUACUACUCACACCGUGGAAUGUGCACAGACGGGGUCAGUGGUGCUCAAUUCAUCCUCGGAGUCUGAUGAGAGUUGUCUGGAUGUGUCUCUCAAAGCACUUGAUCACGUAGAAAAUACGUCAGAACUAUCCAAAGAACUCCUAGAAAACGAAAAGAAGAAUUUUCAGUUGGUUAGGUCUGCGGUCCGAGACCUUGGUGGGAUACCUGCUAUGAUUCAUCAUUCAGAUAUGUCAAAUACAAUUCCAGACGAAAAGGUGGUUAUUACCUAUCUGUCAUUUCUUUGUGCAAGGCUUUUGGAUCUCCGCAGAGAAACACGAGCUGCUCGACUCAUCCAGACAACCUGGAGAAAGUUCAAACUAAAAGCAGAUCUAAAACGCCAUCAGGAGAGAGACAAAGCUGCAAGAAUUAUUCAAUCAGCUGUGAUCAAUUUUCUAACUAAACAACGAUUGAAAAAGAAGCUUAAUGCAGCUUUGGUCAUUCAGAAAUAUUGGCGAAGGCUCUUAGAACAGAGAAAACUAUUAAUGUUAAAAAAGGAAAACCUAGAAAAAGUUCAGAAUAAGUCAGCAUUACUUAUUCAGAAAUAUUGGAGAAGAUAUGCCACUAGAAAAAAAUUUCUGAAAUUGAAGUAUUCCUCAAUCAUCCUGCAAUCGAGGAUAAGAAUGAUAAUUGCUGUUGCUUCUUAUAAACGAUAUCUUUGGGCUACAGUUACAAUUCAGAGGCAUUGGCGUGCUUGCUUAAGAAGAAAACAGGAUCAGCAGAGAUACAAAAUGCUAAAAUCAUCAACCCUUAUAAUCCAGUCUAUGUUCAGAAGAUGGAAGCGACGUAAAAUGCAAUUACAAAUAAAAGCUACCAUGAUACUGCAAAGAGCCUUUAGACAAUGGCGUAUCAGGAAACGAGCUAAAGAAGAAAAAUCUGCUGUUGUCAUACAAUCGUGGUAUAGAAUGCACAAAGAAUUACGGAGAUACAUUCAUAUUAGAUCUUGUAUUGUUAUCAUCCAGACAAGAUUUCGGUGCUUUCAAGCCCAAAAGUUAUACAAAAGAAAGAAAGAGUCUAUACUGACCAUCCAGAGGUUCUACCAGGCAUAUCUGAAAGGGAAGAGUGAGCGCACCAAGUAUUUGCAGGAACGGGCUGCAGCCGUUCGACUACAGGCUGCUUUCAGGGGAAUGAAAGCUCGUAAUUUACACAGACACAUUAGAGCUGCUUGUGUUCUGCAGUCAUAUUGGAGAAUGAGACAAGAGAGAUUGCGAUUUCUAAACCUUAAGAAAAUUACCAUCAAAUUGCAGGCACACAUAAGAAAAUAUCAGCAAGUACAGAAAUAUAAGAAGAUGAAGAAAGCCACCCUUGUAAUUCAGAUUCAUUUUCGAGCUUACAUUUCAGCCAAGAAAAUUCUAGCGUCUUACCAGAAAACACAUUCUGCUGUCAUUGUUCUACAGUCUGCAUAUAGAGGGAUGCAAGCCAGGAAAAAGUUUAAUCACAUCCUCAGAUCUAUUGUAAAGAUUCAGUCAUAUUACAGAGCUUAUAUUUCCAGAAAAAAAUUUCUGAGCCUAAAACAUGCUACCGUAAUGUUACAGUCAAUUGUCAAGAUGAAACAAACUCGCAAACGAUAUUUACGUAUAAGAGCAGCUGCGUUGUUUAUUCAGCAGUGGUAUCGGUCCAUAAAAAUGGCUGCACUAGAGAGAGAAGAAUUCAGGCAGGUGCGGGAAUCUUGUAUAAAACUGCAAGCUUUUGUUAGAGGCUACCUGGUUCGAAAGCAGAUGAGGUUGCAAAGAAAAGCUGCUAUUUCACUGCAGUCUUAUUUCAGAAUGAGGAAGAUGCGGCAGCACUACCUGAAAAUUUGUAAAGCAGCUGUUGUCAUUCAGAAUUACUACUGUGCAUACAAAGCACGAGUCAAUCAGAGGAAGAACUCGCAAGUCAAAAGAGCAGUUACUCGUCUGCAGGCAGUGUACAGAGGUUAUAAAGUACGCCAGCUAAUCAAGCAGCAAUCCAUAGCAGCUCUGAAAAUUCAAACUGCUUUUAGAGGUUAUAGUAGAAAGAUGAAAUAUCAGUCUGUGCUUCAGUCUGCUCUCAAGAUACAGAGGUGGUAUAGGACACACAAGGCUGUUUGCAAUCUGAGAACACAUUUUUUAAAGACCAGGACAGCCGUGAUUUCUCUCCAGUCUGCUUAUCGUGGCUGGAAAGUUCGGGAGCAGAUCAGAAGGGAGCGCGAGGCUGCAGUGAAAAUUCAGUCUGCUUUUAGGAUGGCCAAGGCCCAGAAGCGGUUUAGGGUCCUGAAAGGAGCAGCGUUGGUCAUCCAGCAGCAUCAGAGGGCAUGGAGUGCGGGAAGGAAGGAACGUAUGGACUACAUUGAGCUCCGCCGUGCUGCAGUGAUGCUCCAGGCCAUGUGGAAGAGGAAAACAGUGAGAAGACAGAUUCAAAAGCAACACGAAUGUGCUGUCAUCAUACAGUCCUACUACAGGAUGUAUGUGCAACAAAAGAAGUGGAGAGCCAUGAAAAGAGCUGCCCGUCUGAUUCAAGUGUAUUACAGGGCUUACAGAACUGGAAGGAAACAACAGCAUGUGUAUUUGAGAACCAAAGCAGCCGUAGUAAUUUUACAGUCAGCUUACCGAAGUAUGAGAGUGAGAAGAAAAAUAAAAGAGUGCAACAAAGCCGCAGUCACUAUACAGUCUAAAUAUAGAGCUUACAAAAACAAUCAGAAAAACGCAGCAUAUAGGGCUUCAGCUAUUAUCAUUCAGAGAUGGUACCGAAAUAUUAAAAUUGCAAGCCAUCAACGUAAGGAUUAUCUUAAUUUAAAGAAAACAGCAGUCAAAAUCCAAGCUAUUUAUAGAGGUGUUAGAGUAAGAAGACAUAUUCAACAUAUGCACCUGGCAGCCACCUUUAUUAAAGCCAUGUUUAAAAUGCAUCAAGCAAAAAGAAGAUACCAUAAAAUGAGAAAAGCAGCUCUCGUAAUACAAGUAAGAUACAGAGCCUAUUAUCAGGGUAAAACUCAGCGUGCAAAGUACUUGGCAAUUCUGAACGCUGUUAAUAUUCUUCAGGCCAAUUUUAGAGGAGCGAGAGUUAGGCAGACUCUAAGGCAGAUGCAGACUGCGGCAACACUCAUUCAGUCACACUAUAGAAGGUACAGACAGCAAACAUGUUUUAAUAAGUUAAAGAAGGCAACAAAGACAGUACAGCAAAGAUACCGGGCCGUGAAGGCAAGAAAUGUACAGUUUCAAAGGUAUAACAAAUUAAGGCAUUCUGUGAUCCGCAUUCAGGCUGUUUUCAGAGGGAUGAAAACUAGAAGAUAUUUAAAAGUUAGGCAUUUAGCAGCAACGCUUAUUCAGAGGAGAUUCAGAACGCUGAUGAUGAGAAGAAGAUUCCUGUCUCUCAGGAAAACUGCUCUUUGGUUGCAGAGACAAUAUCGUGCAACUGUUUGUGCAAAGAAUCACUUACACUUUCUACGGUUGCAAAAAGCCGUCAUUAAAAUCCAGUCGUCAUACAGAAGAUGGCUAGUAAGGAAAAAGAUGCAAGAAAUGCGCAGGGCUGCUACUCUCAUCCAGGCUACUUUCAGAAUGCACAGAGCACGUAGGAGAUACCAGGCCUUGAAACACGCCUCAAUCCUAAUUCAGCAACAUUACCGAACCGACAGAGCUGCAAAACUGCAAAGAGAAAAUUAUGUGAGACAGAGGCAUUCUGCUGUGGUCAUUCAAGCUGCGUACAAGGGAAUGAAAACGAGACAGCUUUUAAGGGAAAGACACAGAGCUGCUCUCAUAAUACAGAGCACAUAUAGAAUGUACAGGCAGUAUGUUUUCUACCAAAAGGUUCGGUGGGCUACAAAAGUAAUACAAAAAGAAUACAGAGCAAAUAAAAAGAAAGCCCUUGAGCACAAGGCACCCAAGAAAGCGCCCUGUAUUCAGGCAGGUUUCCAGGACACAGUCUUAGGGGAGAGUGAGGGCCAGCAUCAGGCUGCCAUUAUUGUUCAGAAGCAUUUUAAAGGCUUUAAAAUGAGGAAGCGCUAUCUCCACCUCAGAGCAGCGGCGGUUUUUGUUCAGAGAAGAUACAGAGCACUCACUGCAGAGCGUCCCCAAGCAGCCGUUUGCGGCCAGCCUUCGUACAGGGGCUUCAGUGUACGAAGGGAUAUCCAGCACGUGCACCUGGCUGCCACGUGCAUCCAGUCCUUCUCCAGAAUGCACAGGGCCAAAGCUGACUUCCGAGCGAAGAAAACUGCCGCUAUUGUCAUACAGAAUUAUUAUAGGUCAUAUGUCAGAGUAAAAAUGGAAAGAAAACGCUUCUUAGCAGUUCAGAAAGCUGUACGAACUCUUCAGGCUGCUUUCAGGGGCAUGAAAGUAAGACAGAGACUGAGAACCAUGUCGGAGGCCAAGACGGCGGCCUCCGCGGAGCGGCCAGCACCACCGUGUCGUCCAGCUGGAGCUCAGCAUGGCCCCGUUCACAGCUCAGCUGCUGCGCCGCAGAAGCACCCUGACGCCUCUCUCGUUGCUCCUGCACAGGAAGCAGAGUGUCAUUCUCCAGGUCAGGCUGCAGUGACAGUUCAGAAAGCUUCUCGUGAAACGGCCCCGAGAAAAUUGGAAACAGCGAGGUGCGCUGCCCUGCGAAUUCAGUCCUUCCUUCAGAUGGCUGUGUGCCGAAGAAGAUUCCUUCAGCAGAAAAGAGCUGCGGUCUCCUUACAGCAGUGUUUCCGGGCCUGGCGGGCCAGGAAGCAGUUCUUACUGUACAGAAAAGCAGCAGUGGUUCUACAGAAUCACCACAGAGCUCGUUUGUCUGCAAAACACCAGCGGGAAGUGUAUUUACAAACUAGGAGCAGUGUUACCCUUCUUCAGGCUAGCGUGAAAGGAUUUCUACAGAAACGGAAGUUUCAGAAAAUGAAAGAGAGCGCCUUAAAAAUCCAGGCUACGUGGAGAAGAUAUAAAGCCCAGAAAUAUGUGUGUAAAGUGAAGGCUGCCUGCAAGAUUCAAGCAUGGUACAGGUGUUGGAAAGCACGUAAAGAAUACCUAGCUAUAUUAAAAGCUGUUAAAACCAUUCAAGCUUGCUUCUGUACCAAACUGGAGAGAACGCGGUUUUUGAAUGUGAGAGCAUCAGCAAUUAUCAUUCAGAGAAAAUGGAGAGCUACACUUUCUGGAAGAAUAGCUCGUGAACACGUCUUAAUGAUGAAAAGACAUCGAGCUGCUUGUUUGAUCCAAACACAUUUUAGAGGAUAUAAAGCAAGGCAGCUCUUCUGUCUGCAGAAGUCUGCUGCUUUGACCAUACAGAGACAUGUCCGAGCCAGGAAGUCUGGGAAGAGUGAAAGGACAAAAUUUGUUGAAUUAAGAAAAUCUACAGUUGCUCUACAAGCACUGGUGCGGGGUUGGUUAGUGAGAAAAAGAAUUUUAGAACAGAGAGCCAGCACUAGGCUUCUUCACUUCACAGCUGCUGCCUUUUACCACCUGUCCGCUCUUAGAAUUCAAAGAGCAUAUCGACGCCACAUGGCAGUGAAGAAUGCUGAAAAGCAUGUUAAUUCAGUCAUCUGUAUUCAGAGAUGGUUUCGAGCAAGAUUACAGCUACAGAAGUUUAUGCAGAUAUAUCAUAGUAUCAUAAAAAUUCAGCAUGAAGUUCAAGAACGUAUGAGGAAGCAAAAUAGGGCUGCAUCAGUAAUACAGAAGGCUGUACGCCGUUUUCUCCUCCGUAAAAAGCAGGAAAAAUUUAAUAAUGGAAUCAUUAAAAUACAGGCACUGUGGAGAGGCUAUUCUUGGAGGAAGAAAAAUGAUUGUACAAAAAUUAAAGCUAUACGAAGCAGCCUCCAAAUGAUUAAUGGGGAGAUUCGAGAGGAAAGCAAGCUCUACAGAAGAACCGCAGUUGCGCUUCACCACCUGCUGACGUACAAGCACCUUUCAGCUAUUCUCGAGGCUUUAAAGCACCUUGAGGUAGUUACUAGGUUGUCUCCACUUUGUUGUGAGAACAUGGCCCAGAGUGGAGCGAUUUCUGAAAUAUUUGUUUUGAUCCGAAGUUGCAAUCGCAGUGUCCCCUGCAUGGAAGUCAUCAGUUAUGCUGUGCACGUCCUGCUCAACGUCGCCAAGUAUGAGAAAACGACUUCCGCAGUUUACGACGUAGAAAAUUGUGUAGAUACGCUGUUGGAGCUUUUGCAGAUGUACCGAGAAAAGCCUGGUGACAAGGUUGCCGACAAGAGCGGAAGUAUUUUCACCAAAACUUGUUGUUUGUUAGCUGUUUUAUUGAAGACAACGAAUCGAGCUUCUGAUGUUCGAAAUAGGUCCAGAGUUGUUGACCAUGUUUAUAGUCUUUACAAACUAACAGCUCGUAAACAUAGAAUGAACACUGAAAGAAUACUUUAUAAGCAAAAUAAGAAUUCUUCUAUAAGCACUCCCUUUAUUCCAGAAACACCUGUACGAACCAGAGUGGUUUCAAGACUUAAACCAGGUUGGGUUUUGAGAAGGGACAACAUGGAGAUCACAAGUCCCCUGCAAGCUAUUCGAAUGGUGAUGGAUACGCUUGGCAUUCCUUAUUAGUAAAUAUAAAUGUUUUCAGUGUGUACAGGGAAAAGAAAUAGUAAAGCCAAUCAUGAAUGUGUGAAGUG
Rhinolophus ferrumequinum (greater horseshoe bat) is the source of this 10273-nucleotide messenger RNA. It is a transcript of the gene ASPM, whose product is annotated as assembly factor for spindle microtubules. Lineage: Eukaryota; Metazoa; Chordata; Mammalia; Chiroptera; Rhinolophidae. Gene Ontology annotation, molecular function: protein binding. Bases 204 to 10205 code for a protein of 3333 amino acids. The transcript is spliced from 28 exons. Gene Ontology annotation, biological process: spindle organization; mitotic cell cycle; establishment of meiotic spindle localization. Gene Ontology annotation, cellular component: spindle pole. The record is from RefSeq and is a predicted model, not a curated record.